AUGAAUACAUUUAAAUUUAUAAAUAAAAAAAAUGAUCAGCGAGUUCAAAAGUAUUUUUAUAAAUGUAACUUAAAUCAUAGAAUAACAAAAAUAAUAAGAGAAGUUUAUUUAAGGAACGAUAUAAGUUGCGGUAUAGAAAAAUGUAAUAUUUGCGAGAAUAAAAAAAAAAAGUUAUUAGAUGGAGAAAGAGAUAUAUUAAUAUUAGAUAUGAAUACAAUAAUAAAAUAUAUGGAUUUUUUAUACGAUUGCAAUAUUGACAACAUAUUAAUACCAAUAACAAUAUAUGAACAUAUAAGAGCAUUUAAUAAAAUAUUAUAUAACAAAUUACAUGAAUUAUGUUAUGAAAUUGAUGAAUGUUCUCCUAACUGUAAUAAGAGAUAUAGUGUUUUUGUAAAUAAAUUUUGUAAAUUCACUUAUGUAGAUAACAAAGAUGAAAGUAUAGAACAAAUUCAAGGAAUAAUUAAGAUAGUUAUAUGGCUAAAGCAUCAUAAUUCAAAUUUAAAUAUUAUAGUUAUAACUAAUAAUAAGUUUUUAAAAGAAGACUGUAUGAAAAAUGAUAUUUCUUGUUUUACAUUAUUUAAAUAUGUAAGACAGUUAAAAAGAAAUAUAAAAGAGGAUUAUUUUAAAAUGGAUAUAUUAAAAAUGUAUUUUGAAGAGGAUAUGAUAAAUGAAAAUAAUAAGGAAAACAUUAUAGAAGAAUAUGAAAGUGUAAAUAAAGAUAAUAUACCAUCUAAUAAAAAACCUUUAUUUGAUCCUUACUUAAAUAAAACAGAAAUUAUUCAAAAAUUAAGAGAGAAAAAAAUAAUUAAAGGUAUUUUUAAUGUUAUUUGCGUUAAUAAAUUAGCAGUAGUAAAAUAUUCAGAUUUAGAUGAAAUUGUUAUAAGAGGAGCUAAAAACAUGAAUAGAGCUAUACAAAAUGAUAUUGUUGCCGUUGAAAUUGUACAUGAAGAAAAUGAAGAAACAGAAGAAGAGGAUUAUUUUGAGGAGUUAAUUAGUCCUGAAGAAGAGGAGGAAGAAGAGGAAAAUGAUACAUUAAUGAAUGAAAAAAAGAAAAAAUUAUCAAAUAAAGAAAAUAAAAAAAAUAAAAAAAAUAACGAAAGCAAAAAGGAUGAACAAAUAAAUGAAGAAAAAAAAGAAAUAAAAGAAUUAAAUGAUAAAAAAAAACUAUAUGGAAAAGUUGUUGGGAUAAUUAGUAGAGGUAGAAAAGAAUAUGGAGGUAUUGUCAAAGAGUAUUCUAAGGAUAAAAAUAUUCAUAUAAAAAAAUUAAGAUUUUUUAAAGCUUUUAAUAAUAAAAUACCAUUUAUAAUAAUAAAAACAAGUUUAACAGAAGAAUUACGCAACAAAAGAGUAAUUGCUGUUAUUGAUAAAUGGGAUAUUUACUCGAAGUACCCAAUAGGAAGAUGUCUAAGUGUUUUGGGUAAUUGUGACGAUAUCGAAACAGAGACACAAUUAAUUUAUAAUGAAUACAACAUUUCGAAUAAAGAAUUUAGUGAAAGUGCAUAUAAAUGUUUGCCACCAAGCCAAUGGCAAAUACCUGAAGAAGAAUUUCAUAAAAGGAAAGAUUUUAGAAAUGUAUUAACUUUUAGUAUUGAUCCCCCUGGUUGUCAAGAUAUAGAUGAUGCUUUAUCACUUGAAAUUUCAGAUGAUAAAACAUUUAUUAAAGUUGGUAUUCACAUAGCAGAUGUCUCAUACUUUGUUAAACAAAAUAGUCCGCUUGAUAUUGAAGCAUCAAAAAGAUGUACAACUGUCUAUUUAAUUAAUCAAAGAGUUGAUAUGUUGCCAAAAUUAUUAACAACGAAUCUAUGCUCAUUAGUUGAAAAUCAAGAUAGAUUAACUUAUAGCUGCAUUUUUUGCUUUGAUGAUAAUUAUAAUAUAGUUGAUGUUAGUGUUUCUAAGUGCAUUAUAAAAAGUAAUAAAUCUUUUACCUAUGAAGAAGCACAAAAUGUGAUCAAUGACAAAAAUGAUAAUAGCAAAAUUGCAGAAGCGCUAAGAUUAUUAAAUAGUAUUGCAAAACAUUUAAAAAAACAGUGGAUAGAUCAAGGUGCAUUAGAAUUAAGAGGAAGUACAGAAGUUAUGUUUGAAUUUGAAGCGAACGAUUUUUCUAAAACAAAAAACCUAAAACCUUAUGUUUCCUAUGAUACAAAUAAAUUAAUUGAAACCUUUAUGCUUUUAGCUAAUAAAUCAAUUGCAAAGAUUAUAUUUCAGAAUUUUAAAGCUGCAAGCAUAUUGAGAAGACAUCCUCCACCUAAAAAAGAACAUUUAAAAGAACUAAGUGAAUAUCUACAAUCUAUUGAUGUGUAUGAUUUCAAGUAUGAUACUUCAAAAGAAUUAUCUCACUCUCUUAAUAACAUUAAUUUAAAAAAUGAUCAAAAUUUGUCAAAUAUCUUAAAAGUUUUAGUUACAAAAUGUAUGAAUGAAGCGGUUUUUAUAUCUGGUUAUAAUGUUCAUAAUAAUGAAAUGUUGAAGCAUUAUGGAUUAGCUGCAGAAAUUUAUACUUUUUUUACUUCCCCCAUUAGAAGAUAUGCUGACAUAAUGGUUCAUAGAAUACUGAAUCAUAUUUACAAUAUUGAACCAUUACACAGUAAAUAUUUAGACAUUAUUUAUUUAAAUAAGCAAAUAACUUUAUUAAAUGAAAAACAUAGAAAUGCAAGAUUUGCGUCAAGGGCUUCUGUAGAUUUUUUUUCUUAUCUAUAUAUUAAAAAAAUUGGAAAUCAAAUAACUAAUGCUAUUAUUACAAAUUUAAAAAAAAAUGGCAUACAAAUUUAUGUACCAACCUAUUCUACUGAGGGAAUUUGUUAUUUGAAAAAAAAAGAUGGUUUUAUAUUUGAAGAAAAAAAAAAAAGAUUCAAAAAAGUGGAUGAAAAUUCAAAAGAAAUUUUCUAUCUUAAUUUUUAUGACCAUGUACAAGUUCAUAUGCAAGUAGAUAGUUAUGAUAUUAAGUGCCAAAAUCAAUUUAUCUUUAUUAAAAAGCUGUAA
Molecule: messenger RNA, 2976 nt
Organism: Plasmodium relictum
Lineage: Eukaryota; Apicomplexa; Aconoidasida; Haemosporida; Plasmodiidae
Gene: DIS3
Product: exosome complex exonuclease RRP44, putative
Exons: 1
Coding region: 1-2976 (991 amino acids)
Biological process (GO): rRNA catabolic process
Cellular component (GO): nuclear exosome (RNase complex); cytoplasmic exosome (RNase complex)
Molecular function (GO): endonuclease activity; 3'-5'-RNA exonuclease activity; RNA binding
Source: RefSeq, a predicted model, not a curated record